Messenger RNA from Diabrotica virgifera virgifera (western corn rootworm), 1967 nucleotides. RefSeq names its product juvenile hormone esterase-like. NCBI's taxonomy places the organism in Eukaryota, Metazoa, Arthropoda, Insecta, Coleoptera, Chrysomelidae. The coding region runs from base 236 to 1837 and encodes 533 amino acids. The record is from RefSeq and is a predicted model, not a curated record. The transcript is spliced from 6 exons.
AUGUUGUACGUAAACAAAUUCAUAUGUAUGAAAUCAAUAAUGUUAUAUUAUUAUCUUAAGUGGUAUUAAACUUUAUAAAAGUUGACAAUUAGCUGUUAUCUAAUUGAAAAUAAUCUCGUUGACUUCAUUCGCUUCGUUUGUCAUUCGUACAUGCAUUCAGUUGCAUCACGGUGUAGUUAGGUGUCGGUAAAUUACAAUUUAUUAGCGGAUACUACGCGCUAAUCAAAUAAAAACCAUGGAGUCUCCCAUAGUUACGGUGGUCGAAGGUCAAGUUAGAGGAUGCCAAAAAGUGAAUUUGGAUGGUGAAUCUUUUUAUUCAUUUCUGGGAAUACCGUUUGCGAAACCGCCUCUUGGAUAUUUGAGAUUUAAGGCUCCAGUACCUGCUGAGCCAUGGAGUGGAAUAAGGGAUGCUACGAUUGAUGGAAACUCUUGCUAUCAACGAAAUGAGAUGACAAAAGAACUUGAAGGGUCAGAAGAUUGCUUGUAUUUAAAUGUGUAUACAAAAAAAUUACCAUCAGAAUGUAACGCAUUAAAGUCAGUUAUGGUUUGGAUACAUGGCGGUGCUUUCGUAACUGGUAGUAACAAAAGCAGCUUCUAUGGCCCAGAAUUCCUAAUAACUGAGGACAUCGUUCUUGUUACGAUAAACUAUCGUGUAGGUUUCUUAGGAUUUUUACAUUUAGAUGACACAUCCUUAGACGUUCCUGGUAAUGCUGGCUUAAAAGAUCAACAACUAGCGCUGAAAUGGGUACAAAAUAAUAUCAAGAGCUUUAACGGAGAUCCUAAUAACGUUACUAUAUUUGGAGAGAGUGCUGGAAGUGCCUCUGUCCAUAUUCACGUAGUAUCACCAUCGUCCAAAGGACUGUUCCAUAAAGCUAUUUUACAAAGUGGGUGUUUGCUGAAUCCAUGGGUAUUUUCUAAAGAUUAUGCGUUGACGUUUACCAAAACAAUUACUGAUACUGUGAUGACUGAAAAAGAGGCUUUAGAAGUUUUAAAAAAGUUACCUGUUGAAGAACUUUUGGUGUUUCAGGAAAAAUUUUAUGCGUCUUUAAAAGGCGCAUCUGUGAUAGGUCCAAACAUCGAAAAACCCAACAAAACAGCAGUUCUAACAUCUAACCCUACUGAACUGUUAACAACUGGCCAGUACAAUAAAGUUCCUUUAAUACUUGGUUACUGUGAUAGGGAAGGAAUUCUACUGGAAGUGUAUAAACGUUUCGGAAACAAAGCUGGAUCUAAAAAAGAGGGACAGGAAGAAGAUGUUGACGUUAAGAAAUUCCUUGUACCUGGUUUAUCUGAAGAUGAUCCUCAGAAUAAACGUAUUUUAAAAACCCUUGUAGAAACUUACAAAAAAAGGGCAACAGAAAGUGAAAAAGACAAAUAUCUAUUACCUACAGAUUUUUACUUUGUAUCUGGGAUUAUUGCAGCAGGAAACGUCCACGCAAGAACAUCCAAGUGUCCAGUUUAUUUGUACAGAAUUUCAAUAGACGCCGGCUUAAACCUUCUUAAAAAAAUUACAAAGGUUACUGAUCCAGGUACGUGUCAUGGCGAUGAAUUGGGUUACCUUUUUAAAAACCACGUAGCAGCUCAGUUUCUUGAUAAAAGUGAAACAGAAGAUAAAGUUGUUCGUCGGUUUGUUAAACUAUGGACAAAUUUUGCUAAAACAGGAAACCCAACACCACCUGCAAAUGAUUUACAAUUAACUUGGAAGGCUACUGAUAAGGAUUGUGGGUUUAUAGAUAUAGGAAAAGAAGUUAGAGUGGGAAGCAUCCCCGAAGCUGAAAGAAGAGACUGUUGGAAGGUCAUUUUUCAAAAUUUUCCAAUUGUUGUUAAUAAUUUGUAAUCACUGAUAUUUUAGUUGUUAUUUUGACAGAGAAUAUAAACGGAAAGGAGCAGAUAAAAGAUAUUCUUUAUUUUAGCUUAUCAGUACUGUAUUAAAAAUUGUUGACAAUAAAACUAUCGAUUAAACUGUU